GGUCGGUUAGAAUUCAGUUCGUGGUGCGCCGUCGGCGAAUGAGGUGUCGUGUUCCCGAGUGCGCGGAAAGACCUCACGGUGCUGUUCUCGGUGCUGUCUCUCGCUUCUGUGAAGUCUCGUGAGGGAGCGAGCGAGCGAGCGAGCGUGAUGCGCACGCUCUAAAGCGGGAAGGAGAGAGAGAAAGAGAACAAGCGAGUGUGUCAGCGAUAAAGAGCGCGGCGUGCGUACAUGCGUGCGUACGUCGUGCACGCGAGUGUUUCCUCCUCCGUAACGCUUUCGGUCGGUGUGCCGUAUAUACCGCGCUGCGCGUGUCCACCGCCGCCGUCGCCGCAGCCGCCGCUUGGUCUCGAUAUCGCUCGUGGCUUCUGCUCUCGACGCGCUUCUAAGGCCGCUCUCGUACACACGCACACACAUACACGUACGUACGUACGUACAUACGUACGUAGGUACGGAGGACACACGGGCGGCCGCGCGCGACAUACACGCACGCCAACAUACACACGGGAACAACACGACGUGGAGGCAUGACAGCGACGCGGGAGUGUUACCCCAUACGGUAGGACUAACUCUAUACACCGUGUUCUUCUUCUUCUUUUUCUUUGCGAUAGCGAUUGCGAUUGCGACGACGAUCACGACGACCACGACCACGACGACGGCGACGAUGACGAUGACGGAAACGACGAGGACAGCCGAGAGAGCUGGGCGGUGACUAAAGAUUCUCUACACGACGACGGCUCUACACGACCUCGGUACCAAGUUCUUCUCGGUGCACGUCGAUCGGUUCAACCAGUGAUCUGGUGAGAGAGGCGAGAAGAGACAGCCGGCUGGCUGCGCCCAGCGUCGCCCAGCGUCGCGCGCGCAUACCGAGAAGAGGCCUCCUUGUGUCAAGCGUGAGGACGAGGACGACGACGACGACGACGACGACGACGACGGCAACAGCGACGGCGAGGAGGAGGAGAAGGAGAAGGGGGAGGAAGGGGAAUACCGCCGGAGAGAGCAAGUGACAAAAAGGAUAGGGUGAGGCAAGCAGAGAGAAAGAGAGAGAGAGGGGGAGGAGAGAGAGAGAUAGAGAGCGAAAGAGAGACACGAGCGAAAGGAAAGAGGGACAGACGGAGGAUGAAUGGCCCCGGGAGUCAUCAGCACCGCAGCUUGGGCAUGCAGGGACGUUACAGAGCCGUGGUGGCCAAUGGCGCCCCGUCGGGGCCGCACGCGCGCGCCCCCGCGUCCUCUCAUCCCCGCAACGGCGGAUGGCACCCCCAUGGUCUGCAUCAGCAACAGCAGCAGCAGCACCAGCCUCAGCAGCAGCAGCAGCAACAGCAACAGCAGCAGCAGCAGCAAUUCACCGCCGGCAGCAAGGAAUACCCGUACCGGCAGUGCCCACCACGAUAUCACAAUGGGGAUUGCCCCGGGGUUGGCACGUCCUCUGGGCCGGCCGGCAAGGAGGUGUCCUAUCACGGGAACGUGGGUGGAAGCAGCGUUGGAUAUAAGCCACCACCGCAGCACAGCCCGCAAACGAGGGGUCCGCCGCCGCACUUCCCCCAGGAGCCAGUAGGCCCGCCGGCCAACUCACCGCCGUUGCACAUCAAUAUCUGUGGACAGGAGAAUACGAUGCGUGGCCCUAUAUUGAACAUGAGUCCUGGCCUCGGAGCCAGCGGAGUAGACAUGGAAUACCGCAGGAAUUCUCAAGCCACGAACCAGCUACCUCUGAGCCCUGUACAGAUCCAACCGUCGCCGCCUUACUACAGGCAGCCUAGUCAGGACGACGGCAGAAAAAGCGAAUCGCCGUCGAGGAAGCGUCGCCGAAUAUCUCGCAACGGUGCCGUGUCCGGAAUAGAGGUCCGGGAAACGACGCCGCCGGCGCCGACGCCACCCCUGCACACAACCCCACCGCCUUGGGAAUUUGGGGGCGCGCCACAACGGCGCUCGCCCCGUAAUCACUUAUCCACCCGCGGCAGUCCGACGGUCAGGAAUCGUUAUCAACGGUACACGGAACCGUUCGGGCUCUCCUAUCCGUUCCUGCCGGGUCAUAACCCCCAUCAGAGUAUCCACAAUUCCCAUCAUGGCCUUCACAAUUCGCAUCACAAUAUCCAUGGCUCUCACCCUCACGGUCUGCACAACUCCCACCACAAUAUCCACAAUGCACAUCAGACGCAUCCCCAUCCCCAUCCGCAUCCGGCGGCCGGUGGUACGGGGCAUCAUCCUACGCAGGGCGCGAAUGCGCCCGUGGUCGUCGACGUUGGUCAAGUCGGCGUGUCCGGCCUAGGGGUCGCCGUCGGUGGAGAGCCGCUGUGGCAUCCACAGGCAACCGGCUACAGGAUUCCGUGUCAGCUUCAUAGCCUUUACACACCUCACGGAACGCAUCCAUUUGGACAUUCGUGCCAGGUGACGCAUCAUCACAGUCAUUAUUCCGCUGCUCAUCCAACGCAUCCGAGUCACGGAAUCGUUGGCUCUUUGGUGGGUGCCGCACCUAGAGGAUACGCGCCACCAGCUGGUGGUGUCGCAGGACUGCAUACAGCAGGUCCACCGCCCGUCCACACCGAUUACACCGCGCAUCAUCAAUUAUCUCAACAGAGAGAAGUCGAGCUUGAAUUGAUAGAGUCCCAUCAUCACCAUAGAGUGGGCGCUGCGGCUGGUGCACCAUUGCCGUUACCACACUCAUAUUCUCCGCCGGCUCUUACGCAGGUGACGACACCGCCGCCCAUAUUCCUGUCGGAGACGCGAAACAGUCAAUUGGAGAUUGUACAGAACAGAAAUCGACGACUAACAACCAACGUCCUGCGACGACCGAGAUUUGGUAGAUGGAGGAACACGACUCAAUUACCCAUGGCUUAUCCGGGAUAUUUACUACACUUCCUAGCGAUGUUCAGCAAUCCACCGCUAUCCCCUUACAAUCAGGCCGAAUUAUCCUCGCCCGACUCGGUCACGGAGAACUACGAGGCGUUGCUGUCCUUAGCCGAGAGACUGGGCGAAGCUAAGCCACGGGGUUUGACUCGUGCGGAAGUCGAACAAUUGCCCUCUUACAAAUUCAACGCAGAGACACAUCAGGGCGAUCAGACCAAUUGCGUCGUUUGUAUGUGCGACUUCGAAGCCCUCCAAUCUCUACGUGUCCUGCCAUGCUCUCACGAAUUUCAUUCUAAGUGCAUCGACAAAUGGCUUAAGUCUAACCGAACGUGUCCGAUAUGUCGCGGUGACGCUGGAGAAUAUUUCGGAAAUAGCAGCAGCAGUUCUGACUGACGCCAAGCCGGCGAUAUACACUAGCGCGAGACGUCGCAGCCAUCAAGAACGUUACUACUGCGCGUUACGGAGAUACCGGUCGUCGCGUUGCUGCUAUUUCACGCUAAUCUGUGCCGUUAAACAUCCACGUCACCUUGGCUAAAAUACGCUGCCGGUGCAAGAAGUUUACGGUUGGUGGUCAACGAUAAACGGUUGGUCAUCUGUCGACCGUUGAAAAUAACGACGCUGAAACUGGCUGAAUACAAAGUGGUGAAAAUAGUUGAAUGUGAACGUACGACUUCAUUGUACCGGAGUGUCGCGUAGUAAGCGGGGAUAUCAAGCUCGAGGAGCGUCUUUUCGUCUUGUGUUUUAAGAGAAACAGCAAGACGCAAUAAAAGCAAUUUAGCGAAACGACGAAAUAGUCAAGAGAUUCAACGUUCCGUUAGACGGCGCAUUUCCUAUCAAAAAGAGAGAACAAGGAGUCGGAUAUUACUUGAUUCUUGUUUAUAACGCUUCAAUUAAUAUUUUAACGCUCAUUAAUUAUUUGUAUUGCUACUCUGCAUUAUCGAAUUUAUGUACAUAAAAUAGCUGUAUAUGCAGACAUUGCAACUUUCUAUUAACGUUCCAUUUUUUUAUAGUUUUUGUCUUUCAAUCUAAUAAUUGUAUAUAUUUGCAUAUACCCUUAUACAUAUACGUGUGCGUACAAAACCAGUGUUAGUUUUGUUUGGACUUUAACCAAAUGUAGAACACGAGGAAUUCUUUUGCAAUAAAAAAAGUGUUUAUCGUCAGGUAAGGGAAAAAAAUUGUAACUUCCUAUUGUUAUAGGCUCUUGUGUCUGUAGUGUGUAUAUAUACAUAUACAUAUACAUAUGUAUAUGUAUAUAUAUAGAUCAGCUAAUUAUUUUAUUAUAUUAUAGAAAUGUAUGUAAGUAAUAUUAAAAUUAGUUGGCACCUUAAGUGCCAUAGGUAGAGAUUGUUGGAUUAUUGCACCAGAUGCCACGUAACUAUUUUAUAAAAUAUCUGUAGGUCCAUGUUCAAUCCAAAAUUUGUUUCUCUCUCUCUUGCGGCAACUAAUCAUGAUUACUUUUUAUCUAAGUGUGCUCUAACGUAUGGUUACGAUUGUUGUAUCGCGCACUUCGUAAAGUCUGAUUUAAGCAAUACAUCCAAGCGAAUCUUCGAAGAAUCUUUCCAAGAAAACUUCGAAGAAGAGGAUUUUGCUUUUUAACCGCGAGAGAGACAAAGACCUGGCGUAUAACGGUCAAGUGCACCCAAAAAGAGAAAAAAAAUGGAAAAAAUAACGUAAGAAUAUCGCUUCUGUUUCCUGCGUAUCUACCUCUAAUAGAAGAAACGAGACGAUUCAUAUUUUUUUAUAAUACACAUCUCAUAAACAAUAAACAUACCUAUGAUAAGUAAACGGGAAAGCGACCGGUUAGGAAACAAGGUCUAUAGAUUAAAUAUCUAUUUCGACACACAUUCAAUGAAUGACAAAUAAGACUAACGAUUGUAGAAAGAACUUCUGGAAAUAACCACAUCCCUUAAAUACGAAAUACGAAUACAAUCUCCAAAUUGAGAAAUUUUAUUAUGAGAUAUGUUGAAUUUUUCAAUUGGAAUUGAAAAUACGUUCCGCGGAUACGUAUACGCUUCGUAGAAACGGUCGUAGUAUUUCGCCACGAACAAGUUGUGUGCUUUUAGUUGAUUAUAUAACGCUUCCUUAUUUACGUGUACUUUUGUACCAGUGUCGAAGGAUUGCGAGAAUUUGUUUAUUAAUCUCGUUAUUUUUAAGAUGUUCAAUUUACAUUGUUAGAUAGCGUAUGUUAUCGGCAAGAUAUGAAUUGUUGAAAAUAGUUUGUUUCGAAAUUAAUAAAAUUGAGGAAUAUACGAAUGUGCGUCGUUUUGACCGAUU
Solenopsis invicta (red fire ant) is the source of this 5115-nucleotide messenger RNA. It is a transcript of the gene mura, whose product is annotated as RING finger protein 44. Lineage: Eukaryota; Metazoa; Arthropoda; Insecta; Hymenoptera; Formicidae. The transcript is spliced from 10 exons. The record is from RefSeq and is a predicted model, not a curated record. The coding region runs from base 1117 to 3234 and encodes 705 amino acids.